AUGAAGACCCAGGCGGAGCUGCUGCGCACGCGGCUGCAGCAGAUGGCGAGCGCGGCUGAAGGAGGGGGCGCAAUGGCGGAUGGAGGCGACGGAACGUGCAUGAGGAGAGGGGACAGCGGGUACACGGGGUACAAGCUCCCACCAUCGGAGCCAUCGGGCCAGAAGAGCACGAGCAGCUCCGUGCGCCACAACUCGACCUCGGAGCCCUCGGACCGACCUACGCCGCCCAGCGCCUUCGUGUGCCCAAUCACGCACGACCUCAUGGUCGACCCCGUCAUGCUCGACACCGGCCACACGUACGACCGCGUACCCAUCGAGCGCUGGCUCGCCCAGGGCAACAACACCUGCCCCGUCACCGGGCAGCGCCUCCGAGACACCGCUGAGCUCAUUCCCAACCAUGCCCUCCGGAACGCGCUCGAGGAGUGGGCUUCCGCGAGCGGCGUGCUCCUGCCCCCGCGCCCGCGCGUUCGCUCCAGCUACCUGGAGCGGGCCUCGGUGCGGGCGUCGGCGCACGAGGGCCGCGAGGCGGGCGACAGCAUCCUGCACGGGCACAGCGAGAUCAUCUGGGCGAUCCUCGUGCACGGCCCGCUCGUUUUCACGGCGUCCGCGGACCAGACGAUCCGCGUCUGGGACUCGACCAUUCGCCGCUGCGUCAAGGUGCUGCAGGGGCACACGCGGCCCGUGCUGUGCCUGACGGCGUCGGACACGCACCUGUUCUCCGGGUCGUACGACCACAACGUCCGCGUGUGGUCGUUCGACACGCUCGAGCCCGUCGCGACGCUGGCGGGGCACACGGACGCGGUGCGGUGUAUGGUGGUCGUGGACGGGAUGCUGUUCACGGCGUCGUACGACCACACCGUGCGGGCGUGGGCGACGGGGGCGGUGGGGGCGCUCAAGUGCUGCGCGAUUCUGGUCGGGCACGAAGGGCCGGUGCGCGCGCUGGAGGUGGUGGGCACGAAGCUGUUCUCGGCGAGCUACGACAAGACCGUGCGCGUGUGGGACGCGCAGACGCUGGAGCCCGUCGCGACCCUGGCAGGUCACACUGACGCGGUGCGUGCGUUGACGUCCGUGGACGGCCGGUUCGUGGUGAGCGGCUCCGACGAUAUGAGCCUGCGCGUGUGGGACGUCGAGACGCUCUCGUGCGUGGGCAUCCUCAUGGGCCACUGCGACAAGAUCCGCGUGCUCUGCCCGCUCCCGGGCGCGCGCUUUGCGAGCGGCAGUUGGGACCGCACGGUGCGCGUCUGGGACGUGGACGACAUGAGCUGCGACGCCGUCCUCGAGGGCCACACCGAGGCGGUCCUCGCGGUGGCUGCGAGCGGGAACGUGCUCGCGUCAGGCUCGUAUGACACUACGGUGCGGAUAUGGGACAUCGAGUCCAUGGAGCGCAUGCGGACGUGCCACGGACACGGCGACGCGGUGCGGGUGCUCGGUGCCGCUCCAGGCAUCGGGCUGAUGAUCUCCGGGAGCUACGACGGGUCGGUCGGGAUGUGGUCGUCGGAUGUGCGAUGA
Molecule: messenger RNA, 1509 nt
Organism: Pedinophyceae sp. YPF-701
Lineage: Eukaryota; Viridiplantae; Chlorophyta; Pedinophyceae
Source: the annotation of a GenBank genome assembly